AUGAGCGACGACGAAGCGGACCCUGAACUGCUUGAACUCCUUCGUCAAAGCUUAGGCAUAUCUCAACCGACCCACGGCGAGGUUUCAAGCGACACUGGUAUGUGGAACUAUCUUACCCCUCGGCGCUUAACGUCUGAGUACAUGUUCGCCCUGUGUAUUCCCCCUAACCUAUCCCUCUCUGACUCUGCGUGAAAGGUGUCCUGAGAGAUGCCGAAUACAUCUACAGCAAUGCCAUCGACGUGUCCAUCGACAUGUAUGGCACCAAAGCCGCCGCUGCCGAGAUCUACAAGACGAUGCAGGAGAAGUCUUACUCCACGGAGACUUGGAGUGAACAUGAGUUGCAUCCCAAGAUGAGCGAGGGCUUUACCGAGCUUGACAUUGUCAAUUUUGUCUUCACGAUGGAUCUCUUGAAUUUCUCGUGAGUGCUCUCGACAGGGUCGCACAUGACAACGCACACUGACAUGUGACAGAUUCUGGUCAGAGCUGUCAAGUGAAGAGCGCUUUCAGGUGGAGUACCGCGGCAAGCGGUGGACGGGCUACAACAGCCUCGUUGCCAGCUUACGACGAGCACUGGACGAAUCCAUUCCCAUUACGACUCCACGCUACUGGCGUACUCGAGGUUUCACAGACGAUGUUCUGCAGCAUGUCUUUCGAAGUGCGACUGCAGAACCAAUCCCACUGCUCGAGCAAAGGAUGUCAAUCCUGAGAGAGGCAGGUGAUGUCCUGCGCGAGGUGUGUACAAGUUGUGCUCAAAACGCAUUCCGGGCCAUGCUGACUUGGUAGAGCUUUGGAGAUGAGACGGACGGAGAGGAUACGAUCGACGGUGUCGACGACCUUGAAGCUGUUCGCAAUGAUGCAUCAGCCGGUGUCACCGAGCCUUUCAACGCAAACGCACCUGUACGUUUGGAUAUCACCCAACCAGGAACUGAAGAACUGGUAGAAGGAAGUCAGUACAUCGAGAGCCUGCGAAUGGAUAUCGACGGCCCUGCCAGUGAUGCGCACAGGGACAACACCGAGACCACGACGUACGGUUCGACAGGAAACGCGGAAGACCAGACUAUCCCGCAGACUUCAUCGACGCAGCCAUUGUCCCUUGGAGAAGUCGACGCGAUCGCGAAUGGUAAAGCACACACAUCGCUCAGCAGCGAUCGGGUGGAGAUUAAAUCGGGUUCCGGACUCACAAGCGACCAAGUUUCUCCUCCGUUAGACACAGGCACAAGCGACCAAGUUCACGACAGCUCACGUUCCCCGGUGAAUACAAAUGCGACAUCGGGUUUGCGGUCAGAAAGUGCGAACGAGGGCGCCGUGCCGCAAAGUGACACGGAAUGUGCACUCGGCAGGCGGCCGCGGGAUGUUGUGAGGCCAGACCAUGCGGUUGUGCAAAUGAUUCAGCGAGCCGAUCAGUCGGCAGGGAAGCUGGUGAAUCUGCUGGCCAAGCACUUCGAAUGCUUCCGGGACGAGACUCGUUUCGACGGCCGCAGAGUGCGACUUCUCAAACGAGCGCAGAUAUUUGUCGCUGACUUGUGGGCGGCACUGAAUCAGAGGGGACUGGGAGAGUUUGUUGACAUUGGACACCUCACGAUGUUUGCAGGUACGUGGUAAGGUUCCCAUCGCAUUGCUGCGCAUAUGUGCGGCGGCAGUGUGCAGAUGUGAUAUGGCGAGGAAGCGGCAGAAGUGUGUUGGGCUGACGAUCUGUUGUGUGCGCUUGCAGAUUAUCGUGUGCCGCAAGCAUUGCAUUCAUUGGGUGUGUUGACGUACAGCCCUCCAUUGGAUUAUCACCUCCGCGACAUGAAGCCCCUGCGAUCAGGGCAUAGCUGGGAAGUGCAGCUUCGGUAAGUCUCGCCACGCGGCGCGAGGCCGUAUUCCGAAAGCAGGAUGCAUGCAGCUAGCUAACCGCCUGGUUGAUGGACAUUACAGCGGGUGCAGCAUCUGGGCGGUGGAGUUGCUCCGCCGCGAGAUUGUCAAGAGCCAGCCGGAGGCAGCCAACACACUGAAUGCGGUACUCAUCGACUUUUUCCUGUACGAUCUGGCCAAGGAGCGGGAGAGGGCAGGUGAGUGUUGUCUUGGCAAACGAAUUCUCUGUGCCUGUGCCUGUGCCUGUGCCUGGGCGUGGGCGUGGGCGUGGGCGUGGGCGUGCAGACGGGAGAAGCAAGGGGCGACUUCCUGUUCCUGCGUCUGCGUGUGUGAGGGUCUAAUCGGAAUCGGACUGCGAUUUGUCGAGGUUGUCGUGUGGUGAAACUCGAGGGCUGACGUGAAACGCAAGCAGGCAUCCCCGGCAUCCCCACCCAGCGCACCAGGUCCAUCUGGUACUAG
Lecanosticta acicola is the source of this 2313-nucleotide messenger RNA. NCBI's taxonomy places the organism in Eukaryota, Fungi, Ascomycota, Dothideomycetes, Mycosphaerellales, Mycosphaerellaceae. The record is from the annotation of a GenBank genome assembly.